Molecule: messenger RNA, 761 nt
Organism: Metopolophium dirhodum (rose-grain aphid)
Lineage: Eukaryota; Metazoa; Arthropoda; Insecta; Hemiptera; Aphididae
Product: COP9 signalosome complex subunit 4-like
Exons: 6
Coding region: 9-761 (250 amino acids)
Cellular component (GO): cytosol; COP9 signalosome
Source: RefSeq, a predicted model, not a curated record
CGAGAAACAUGACCCUCACCGUCGCCGAAGUUCGUCGACGAUUAGGUCACAUCCCGACCAGUUCGAAAUUUUCGAGUGUCAAUAAUCAAUCAAAGUUGUACAAAAUGGUUAGUGAUGUGUUGGAUGACAUCCUGAGGCUCUUAUACAAUCCAGUCAGUCCUGAUGUGAUCAAGAUGUUGAAAGUAAUCAUCAAUAUAUGUGUUGAUGAAAGAGUAAGUUUAUUGAUUUCUCGUAAAAUAUUUGCCGAUUUCAAUUUUAAAGUGUUUCCUGAAAUGAAUGAUACGCAGUCCAAAUCGCUGGCUCUCUUCGUGCUGGAGAAAACGUGUCAUAGGACACUACUUUUUGAAGAUCAAACAACCUACACACGAUGGUUUUUAUCAACCAUAUACGAGAAAGAUAAUAAUUUCAAAGAUGCGAUCCUUAUGCUGGUUGCAAUCCCAUUGGAAUCGGACCACAAAUUGUUUCCAUCUCAUUUUAAAUUGUUAAUAUUCAUGAGAAUAGCACGUCUGUACUUGGAAGAUAACAAUACAUUGCAAGCAUUGUCAUAUAUUAAUAGAGCUUCAAGUUUGCAACUAGAAACAGAAGAUAUGCUUGAGUUUCGUAAGGAUUUUAUUGAAGCUGCAAAUAGAUGUAUUGAAUUAUUGACCAUGCCUUUAGCUGACCAUGACCGCAUUACAGCAUUAAAUAAUCUAAGCGUAUUUAAGAAAGCUGAAACUAUGUCAAUCACUUCCAUGUCAUUAAUUUUCAAGGCAACCACAUAA